This is a messenger RNA of Dendronephthya gigantea, 4527 nucleotides long. RefSeq names its product fibrillin-1-like. Gene Ontology annotation, cellular component: membrane. The record is from RefSeq and is a predicted model, not a curated record. The coding region runs from base 340 to 3618 and encodes 1092 amino acids. Gene Ontology annotation, molecular function: calcium ion binding. The transcript is spliced from 27 exons. Gene Ontology annotation, biological process: cell communication. NCBI's taxonomy places the organism in Eukaryota, Metazoa, Cnidaria, Anthozoa, Malacalcyonacea, Nephtheidae.
UUUGCCCUUUUUGAAUCCAACCUAUAAGGCGGAGCAAUUUGGCAAGGAAUUGACAACCUCCUGUGGCCUAUCAGCAUAAAAAAAAGGUUUUAAAGUAUUCAAAAUAUUAUCUUGUGACUUGUGAUAGCUUUGUCUAUAUUCAUAGAGGCAUUGAAUGCUAUAACUGAAUAUACCAAGCUAUAUCGUGGAGGAAUUGACCAAUGCGGUAAAAGUUAUUUAAAAGUAUCUAUUCUUCAGCAAGGAUUUCGAAAGAAACACCAAAGAACGUUUAAACCAGGACAAUUAAGCGAAGAAGCAGAAGAGCAGCAGUGGAUCCAGCACGAUCCCGGCCUCCCCUUGAUGAAUAUGCAGUUGUGGCAAUCGAUAUAUUUGCAUCUCUUUGUAUGUGUUCUGGAAAUUGUGUCAUCAACAGGACAAGUUAGGUUUGGAUUCAAAAGUUCAACCUACACCGUUGGUGAGGCAGAUGGUAAAUUGCAAGUUUGUCUUAAUGUUAGCAAUUUUGAUGGGACUUCUUUUUCAGGAACAUUAACGUUCAGAAAUGGCACUGCAACAAGCGGAGAAGAUUAUUCAGAUGAUGGGAAAUCUGUUGGAAUACAAAGUUUUAUUCAAAAAACUGAUUGCGAAAAUAUUGAUAUAAUUGAUGAUAACAGUUAUGAAGGCAGCGAAAAUUUUACAGUUGUUUUGAUGUUAAAUAACAAUCCCAACGUUCAAAUUACUGUUGGCGAAGCGACAGUGACUAUCACAGAUGAUGACGCUGCCCCCACGGCCCCUGUUACAUUUGGAUUCCAAAGCUCAACUUACACCGUUGGUGAGGCAAAUGGUAAAUUGCAAGUUUGUCUUAAUGUUAGCAAUUUUGGUGGGACUUCCUUUUCAGGAACAUUAACAUUCAGAAAUGGCACUGCAACAAGCGGAGAAGAUUAUUCAGAUGUUGAGAAAUCUGUUGGAAUACAAAGUUUUAUUCAAACAACUGAUUGCGUUGAUAUUUUGAUAAUUGAUGAUAACAGUUAUGAAGGCAGCGAAAAUUUUACAGUUGUUUUGACGUUAAAUAACAAUCCCAACGUUCAAAUUACUAUUGGCGAAGCGACAGUGACUAUCACAGAUAAUGAAGAUGUCGACGAAUGCAUUGCAGAAUCUCAUAAUUGCCAUCGUAAUGCCUACUGCAAUAAUACUGAUGGUUCUUUCAAUUGUUUAUGUAAGAGCGGCUACUUUGGAAAUGGAACUGACUGUAAAGAUAUCGAUGAAUGUGCUGUGGGUUCUCAUAAUUGUCUUUUCGACGGCUACUGUAUCAAUACUGAUGGAUCUUUCAAUUGCACAUGUAAAAAAGACUACCCAGUAAACGGAACAGACUGCAAAGAUUUCGAGCAAUGCAUUGUAAACGGGACGAGGGCUAUCGCUGAUGAUGAUGACAAUAAGGCUGGUUCCGUUGUAGUUCGUGUAAUUAUUAAGAAUCGUGAAUAUCAGCUGGCAUUUAGUAAUCGUUCAAGUUUAGAAUACGCAAGAAUCGCUGUGGAAAUGUGUUUGACAUGCAUCAAAAUGUUCAGAAGUGCGAACCUCACUUCGCAAGUUGCUUCAUGCUUCGUUGCAAAUUUAACUAAUAGCUCUCUAGGUGUCGCCUUCGUAGCAACAUUUAACGAUGUAACUGGAAUUACCUACGAAGAUCUCCAAAGAGAAUUAGCCGCAACAUUGAUCGUAACAAACAGCGGCACAUUUCUUCCUGGCACCAACCUACAACUCAGCGCUAACACUGAUCCCACUAGCACUGAAUUGGCUAAUCUUUUUAAAUUUGAAGAUUACGAUGAGUGCAAACCUUCACAAAUUAUUCAAGCCCCUGAUUGUGGUGAAAAUGCAACAUGCGUCAAUAGAAAUCUUACUUACGAUUGUAUCUGUAAUGAAGGCUUGGUCAAGAAUGGCAGUGAUUGUAUUGAUUUAAACGAAUGUGAUGCGGGGACUCACAACUGCCAUCAGAAUGCUCAUUGUAACAAUAUUGAUGGUUCUUUUAAUUGUUCAUGCAAAAUUGGUUUCAGGGGAAAUGGAACAGAUUGUCAAGAUUUCGACGAAUGUGAUGCAGGUUCUCACAAUUGCCAUCGUAACGCCUACUGCAAUAAUACUGACGGUUCUUUCAAUUGUUCAUGCAAAAAUGGUUUCAGGGGAAAUGGAACAGGCUGUCAAGAUUUCGACGAAUGUGAUGCGGGGACUUACAACUGCCAUCAGAAUGCUCACUGUAACAAUACUGUUGGUUCUUUUAAUUGUUCAUGCAAAAUUGGUUUCAGGGGAAAUGGAACAGACUGUAAAGAUUUCGACGAGUGUGAUGCAGGGAGUCACAGUUGCCAUCAGAAUGCUCUGUGUAACAAUACUGAUGGUUCUUUUAAUUGUUCAUGCAAAAUUGGUUUCAUCGGGAAUGGAACAGACUGUAAAGAUUUCGACGAGUGUGAUGCAGGGAGUCACAGUUGCCAUCAGAAUGCUCUGUGUAACAAUACUGAUGGUUCUUUUAAUUGUUCAUGCAAAAUUGGUUUCAUCGGGAAUGGAACAGACUGUAAAGAUUUCAACGAAUGUGAUGCAGGGAGUCACAGUUGCCAUCAGAAUGCUCUGUGUAACAAUACUGAUGGUUCUUUUAAUUGUUCAUGCAAAAUUGGUUUCAUCGGGAAUGGAACAGACUGUAAAGAUUUCAACGAAUGUGAUGCAGGGAGUCACAGUUGCCAUCAGAAUGCUCUCUGUAACAAUACUGAUGGUUCUUUUAAUUGUUCAUGCAAAAUUGGUUUCAUCGGGAAUGGAACAGACUGUAAAGAUUUCGACGAAUGUGAUGCAGGGAGUCACAGUUGCCAUCAGAAUGCUCUCUGUAACAAUACUGAUGGUUCUUUUAAUUGUUCAUGCAAAAUUGGUUUCAUCGGGAAUGGAACAGACUGUAAAGAUUUCGACGAUUGUAAUGCAGGGAAUCACAGUUGCCAUCAGAAUGCUCAUUGUAACAAUACUGAUGGUUCUUUUAAUUGUUCAUGCAAAAUUGGUUUCAUGGGAAAUGGAACAGACUGUCAAGAUUCAAACGAAAGUGUUGCGGGGACUCACAACUGCCAUCAGAAUGCGCAUUGUAACAAUAUUGAUGGUUCUUUUAAUUGUUCAUGCAAAAUUGGUUACUUGGGAAAUGGAACAAACUGUCAAGAUUUAAAUGAAUGUGUUGCGGGGACUCACAACUGCCAUCAGAAUGCUCAUUGUAACAAUAUUGAUGGUUCUUUUAAUUGUUCAUGCAAAAUUGGAUGCAGGGGAAAUGGAACAGAUUGUCAAGAUAUUGACGUAUGCAUUAAAAAAUCUCAUAAUUGCCAUCAUAACGCCCACUGUAAUAAUACUGAUAGUUCUUUCAAUUGUUCAUGCAAAAAUGGUUUCGGGGGAAAUGGAACAGGCUGUCAAGAUCGCGAUAAAAUGGAAAAUGGCGGAAACGAAUGGCAGGAUUUAUACACCAUUUUAAUCGUGUUGAUAGUCUUUGGAGUUUUUCUUGUGGUUAUUAUAGUGAUUUUUUAUCGUUGCUCAAGAAAAAAGAUAUCAGUCAAGGAUAAACCGGCGACAAACCCAAAUAAAUCUCAAGACAAGUCAGUUUGUGAAAACCUGGAUUUAGCUGAAGUGAUAUAAGGGAAAAAAUAAUGCUAACGAAGUGUAAAAGAAAACGUAUAUAGUAUUCCUUACACAGUGAAACGACGAAUUGUCGGACACACAAGAAACGAUUUUUCACUGUAAAGACAGCGGGAAGGUAUACAGAGUGUCUAAGAUUAAGUUGAUUGUAGUACCUAUCUUAAAGGCCAUGUUAUAAGGUGAAAUUUUUCUUGCAACUUGCAAUGCAAUUCUACUUUUAUGAUAUGUAAAUUACUAAAGAGUUUUCAAAAUGAAGUGUAACAUGCACGAUGCAUGGAGUGUAAUAAAGGCAAAAGUCUCUCAAAGAAGAAUUUAUUGCAAAUUGGAGGAAAAAUUGCACCAUGUUACAUAUGCGUUGAAAGGCUUGACUUUAUCAGUGUAUUUUAAAUUUCUAAAAACUGCCCUCACUUAUUUUACUAUAGUUUUUUGAGUGACAAUUCUUCCUCGUACUUGGCUUACAGUUUUGAAGCUGGGUCCUCCACCAAUCGAAACCGCAUGAUACUAAAGCCUCUUCAUGAUUACAAUCACUUAAAACAAGGCUUAUACUUCAAUCUAAAGAAACUCUGCAAAGUUACGCUCCUCCAUAACUACAUAAUACUUAGUAAUAAUUACUUCUGUUUAGUAAUAAUGUAAGCAUAUGUGUCCGUUCGAGUUUGUUUGUAAAAUUUCUGUAUUAUGUCUGUAGUAGUUCAGUAGUUGUAUUUUAGUGUAUUUAUAUUUAGAUAAGGAGACAAUUACAAAUUGGGACUUAUGUCCUGUUAUUGUCUACUGUCACUGCUGUAACUUUUAGUGACAAACCAAUAAAAAAAAGAAAGUGUUCUUAUAUCCAAUUUAGCCUAGGUUUAGCACUAAAGGCCAUGUUACACGGUGCAAUUAUUCUUGCAACUUGCAAUUUAACUCUACUUUUAA